GGCGCUAUAUCCAGCAUUAUGUGGACCAAACGAUUUAACAGGAAACCUUAACAGCAGAAAACAGACGUGUGGAAGGCACAUGAUGCGGGCUGCUCUUGAAUAAACGCUGUAAAGAGAAAAGAACUCAUAACUGAGGCUUUGGAAACACCGUUGACCAUGAACGCUGGAUUUGAUGUGAUCAGGGCUGCUGAAUCCUGCUCGAGACGAUGUUGCGUCUGCGGAGUCAUAGAUGAAAUGCGAUUUGCUGGAUUCAGGACACCAACAUCUUUCAUGGCGUUUGUGAUGAGAAGAUGGAAAAUCUUACUGGUGCUAAAUGUGUUCACGGUGGUCGGGUUCAUCACUUUUUGGGGCAAGUGCAAUUUACGCGCGAUCAAAGCUCAGCAAGCGGCUGCCGACACAAGACUACAGACGCACACCAAUGGAUCUGCUCAGGAGAUCAGCAUCUCCCAUGAUGUCCUCUUAAAGAGACUGGGAUCACUGGAAGAUGUAGUGUACAGACAACUCAACGGUUUGUCCAAGUCUCUUGGACUCAUCGAGGGUUUUGGAGGCCGCGGUAGAGGAGGACUGCCAGCAACGCUUUUGCCGAUGGAAGAAAAGGAGGCCAAAUACUUGAGGGAGAAAUAUGGCUACAAUGCAUUUCUUAGUGACAAAAUUUCUCUGGAUAGGUCUAUUCCGGACUAUCGGCCGAGCAAAUGCAAGAGGGUCUUUUAUCCUCGUGACUUACCGCAGAUCUCCAUCAUCUUCAUCUUCGUGAAUGAGGCGUUGUCUGUCAUACUGCGUUCAGUCCAUUCCGCUGUCAAUCACACUCCAGCUCAUCUCUUAAAGGAGAUCAUCUUAGUGGAUGACAACAGUGAUGAUGAACAGCUGAAAGGACCACUAGAGGAGUAUGUCAACAAGCGCUACCCAUGUCUUAUCAAGAUAGUACGAAAUCAGAAGAGAGAGGGACUCAUCCGUGCUCGCAUCGAGGGCUGGAAGGUGGCGACCGGGGAGGUGACUGGGUUCUUCGAUGCCCAUGUUGAAUUUACGCCUGCUUGGGCUGAACCAGUUCUGUCUAGAAUCAAAGAGAACCAUAAGAGGAUCAUUCUGCCGUCCGUAGAUAACAUUAAGGAUGAGACAUUUGAACUGGAGCGCUACGAGAACUCUGGCCACGGCUAUAACUGGGAACUCUGGUGUAUGUAUAUUAGUCCACCUAAACAGUGGUGGGAUGAAGGAGACACAUCUGCACCUAUCAGGACACCUGCAAUGAUAGGCUGCUCAUUUGCGGUAAACCGGGAAUACUUCGGGGAACUGGGCCUGUUGGAUGCAGGAAUGGACGUGUAUGGAGGUGAAAAUAUAGAGCUGGGAAUCAGGGUUUGGUUGUGUGGAGGCAGCAUGGAAGUUCUGCCCUGUUCCCGAGUGGCCCAUAUUGCUAGAACAAAAAAGCCUUACCACAGUAACAUCGCCUUCCACACUAGACGAAACGCCCUUCGUGUGGCCGAAGUCUGGAUGGACCAGUAUAAACCCAACGUCUAUUUGGCAUGGAAUCUCCCAAUGAAGAACCAUGGAAUUGAUUACGGAGAUAUUUCCCAGAGAGUAGAGCUCAGGAAAAAACUGGAGUGCAAAAACUUUGAGUGGUACCUUGACAAUAUCUAUCCAGAGAUGAGGAUAUACAACGACACCCUGUUUUAUGGAGAAAUUCGCAAUACCAAUGUGACUCAUCUGUGUGUGGACCAGGGCAUAAAAGAAAACCACACAGCAACUCUUCACCCCUGUCACGGCUGGGGCCCUCAGCUGGGCCGCUACACUAAAGAGGGUUAUCUUUUCCUGGGUCCUCUGGGAAGCACUGGCGAAGAUACUCGCUGUGUAGUGGAUGAUAAAAUCAGCAGAUACCCUCAGCUCCUCAACUGUGAGAAAUUCUCCAGUGUAAGCCAGAAAACUUGGCACUUUGCACAGAAUGAAUCGAUUAUCAACCGAGCUACGGGACGGUGUCUUGAGAUAGUGCAAGCUAACGUCUACUUUGGAUACGCUCUGGUCCUGCGCGCCUGCACUGGCCAGAGGUGGAACUUCAAGAAUACACUGUAUCCAGAACAAGGCCAAUAAACCCGGGCUCUUCGAUAAGACUGCCACAUGCUGAAAGUUUGGACUCUCCAGCCUUCAUCGAUGUUUAGGAACUUGAUUCCAGUUUGGAGAUCUCACACAUGUCAACCCUUAGCCAAGGGGGUGCUAGUCAUGUUUAAGUUUGUCUCAGGAGACCAUGUUUUGUAUUCUAUAUGUUUUUUUUGUUUGAUUAAUUUAUGGCUCAGUCUUUUACUGAGAAACAAUAACUCAAGUUUCGACUGCUGAAACCAAAAUGACAAUUAAAGUCGCAGGCAGAUCAUCAGCUACAGCAUUGCAAACAGUUACAGUUACUACACAUCAAUGUAUACAUCAUUUGAGUCUAUUCUUGAAUUCUAUAUAUGGAAGUUUAGUUAAAUUUAGUCCUGGAAAUCAAGUUCACAUGCCUGUAAAUGGUGUAUUUUAAUUUUAACUAUUGUGUUUUUCUAUUCUCUGUUUAAGGCUCUUAACAUCAGGUUUUUGAUUUAUUUGAACCUAUUUAGUUUUCUGUUUAAAGGUGCACUUAGUAUACAGUGCAGGUUAUUAGUAUACUGUGUUGCCAGAUAUUGGGAAUGUAGCCCAUUUAUGGAAGUCGUUGCACUUGGCGGCCAUGUUUGCAAUGAUCCGGGCAGCUAUUUCAGUCAUAGCAAGACCACAAUCCAUCUACUUGAAUGGGGGUAGACAAAUAUUUCUGAAAUCACUGGCAAAAAUCACAAUUACAUAGCAUAUUUCCAACCAACAUUUAAACCUGACAUCAACUGUACCAUAACUUUGGUUCCCUUUCUGUCGGUCUCUCGACGUUGUGUCGAGCCGACAGAUGGGGUUCGCUCUUGAGAACCUAUCAACUCCGACUAGUUUAGAAAAGGCCAAUGAAAUUGGCGAAUGAAAUUUGCAUGCCGGACUCCGGCCCCGGAUAUCCAUGUAUAAAAGGGAGACGGCGUGCUUCAUUCAUUCACCUUUUAUUCUUCGGAGCCUUCACACAUGAUCGACUUCGAGACUUCAACUCUAUGCCGAAUUACUGCUGGAAUCUUACGACGUGGUGCAGCGGACUGUCCCUUCCUGCAGCGACUUCCCCUGGGCGUCUCGGCAGUUCCAGAAGUGUUUGAGUUUUUUCUCUAAAAGAGCAAAUUUCUCCAGCGUGGCAUGUCCCGCUGUUCUCCUGGGUGCAAUACACUCAUCGAGGAGGGGGACACGAGGUCUGCUUCCAGUACACUGGGGUAGCCCUUGUGGAUACGUCCUGCCCGCACUGCAGGCAGUUGACGAUUCAGACGUUGCGUCACAGGUGGCUGUGUUCCCACGGGACUCAGCCACCACCUCGUCUGCUUCCCGUUCUGUGACAGCAGUGGCUACGGCCCUGCCAUCCGCUACGGCGAGCAGCGAGGGUGAUAUGAGGAUUACUGUGAGCGCUAAUCCGUCAGCCACCGGCUCGUGGACCGUUCGCACCUCGUCUCGCUCGUCUGACCAUUCCCCAUGAGACGGUCCCACCGUCUUGUUCCUCAACCACGUAUUUGGAAACAGUGCGUGAUGAUGAGAUGUCCGUUGCAGCAUCGGAGGGUGACUUACUGGCAUCUGACGCUGACGAUUCCUCAGAGCUCCCUCCCUCCUGCACUGCACUGCCUCUCCCAAUGCUCACAGCUGGAUACAUGGUACUUCGGGUUUGAGAGGGGCUCCUAGCCGCACUCGCCCCCAGUGCCGUGUUUUCCCGGAAGUGCAUGAGGAACUUAGUACGACCUGGAAUGCCCCCUUCGGCGCGUGCACGUCAACUAGUUCCAUCGCCCUUUCUUCCCUCGAUGGUGGGGCAGCUAGAGGAUACGUCGAUGUCCCCCAGGGGCUCGACCUAGACUCCCGUCCAAAGCAUGUAGGUUUUUUCGGCAUCUUAGGUGUCGAGAGUUUACUUUGCUGCGGGCCAAGCUGUCCCCUCUCUCCACGCUAUGGCCAUCCUGCAGGUCCAUCAGGCCAAGGCGACGAGAGAGCUCCAUGAGGGUAAGACCGACCCAGUGCUUAUGCAGGAACUCCGCGCCAUCACCGACCUCGCUCUACGGGCGACCAAGGUGACCGCACGGGCCCUGGGUCGGGCGAUGUUCACACUUGUGGUCCAGGAGAGACACCUCUGGCUGAACCUUGCACAGAUGAGUAAUGCCGAGAAAGUCCGCUUUCUCGACGCACCCAUCUUGCAAGGGGGGGCUGUUUGGUGAUACUGUCGAGCCACAGUUCUCGACAGUAAAGGAGCAGACAGAGGAUAUCAAGCAUAUCCUCCCCCGCCGCGACUCUGCCGCCCUCUGGCCAUCGAGAUCCAGUGCACCGUCUGCUUCCCAGCAGCCCUGGUCCUCUUCGACGCCCUCCGGCUCCGGUGCCCCCACUCAGGCGGCCCCCUGGAAGAAGACGUCGAAGAGGAGACCACCACACCAUCAGCAGCCGCUGCGGAAGCCGAAGCGGCCCUCAUGGGAAGACCCCAGGGAGAUUGAGAAUACCUUCGGGCCCGACCCCAGCCAUUCCAUCGCUGGUUGGUCGAUCCGGGACGGUUCCUGCCCCGUCCCAACAACCCACUUCUAAGAGUUUUUCUCUCUCUCUGGGUGUUUAUCACAGCCGCUCUCACCUUCUACAUGACGGUGUUUGGCAACUCAACGUUGCGUCACGGCGAGACCCAAUGUCGAGUAUAAUCAGCAGCCUAAGCACUCUCAAUCAACGGUGCGUUGUGCUACAUCAUCACCAGGCAGGUAAAACAGCAGAGCCGAUCUCCUCUCCGGGGGCCCCCCCACGGUGAGGGAUCUGCACUGCCAGCCAUCGAACCACCGGGAGGUCGAUGAAGCAGAACGUACCCCUAGCCUCCCUGUCUCAGUCCCUGGGAGCCUGACAAGAGCUUCCCAAACCGUCACGGUGACUACGGGAUACGUUCCGUCUCGGCUAUGUGAUCCAACUCCCCAGACGCUUGCCCAAGUUUCGGGGCAUCCUCCCAAACCUCAGUCAGAGGCAAGGAUGCUCCCGUGCUUCGGGCCGAGGUCGCCACCCCUCUGGUGAGGAAGCGAUCGUGCUCGUCCCUCUAGCCGAGAUGUUCAACGGGUUUACAGCCCGUAUAUCAUCGUCCCCAAAAAAGCGGGGGUUGCUAGAUCUGCGUACCCUGAACAGGCACCUACUCAAGCUGCCGUUCAGGAUGCUCACGCAGAAGCGCAUCCUGACAUCUAUCAGAUGUCAAGAUUGGUUCAUGGCAAUCGAACUGAAGGACGCUUACUUUCAUGUCUCGAAUUCCCUCGUCAUUGCCCGUUCCUACGGUUCGCUUUUGAGGGUCAGGCAUAUCAGUACAGAGUCCUUCCUUUCGGUCUGUCCCUGUCCCCACGAGUCUUCACGAAGAUCGUGGAAGCCGCCCUCACUCCCCUCAGGGAGAGAGGCGUGCGGGUACUAAACUAUCUCGACGACUGGCUCAUUUUGACACACUCGCGAGAUCUUAUGUGUUAUGUACACACAGGGACUUAGUGCUUCGGCCUAGAUCGAUUGGGACUACAGGUCAACUGAGAAAAGAGCGAGCUCUCCCCUGUGCAGAGCAUCCUCUCUCUUGGUAUGGAACUCAACUCUGUCUCCAUGACAGCGUGACUGACUCAGAGCACGCUCAGUCAGUGUUGAACUGCCUGAAACACUUCAGGCAGUCAGCGGUCCCCCUGAAACUUUCAGAGGCUCCUGGGCACAUGGCAUCCUCGGUGGGGGUGGUCCCCCUCGGGUCGAUGCACAUGCGACCGCUCCAACACUGGCUACAGAGUCGAGUUCCCUGGAGAGCGUGGCACACCGGCAACAGGCGGAUGGUGAUUAUGCCUCUCUGCCGACGCACCCUAAAACCCUUGGUCUUCAAUGACCUUUCUACGGACGGGGGUCCCUCUCGGACAGGUCACGAGGCGCGAUGCGCUCUCUCGUCAGUUGACGCCUUGCAGAGAGUGGCGACUCCACCCCCGCGCAAUCUAGCUCAUUGGGUACAGUUCGGGCGGGCUCAGGUAGACCUGUUCACCUCCCUGGACACCACCCAUUACCCGCUAGGAUACUCCCCGUCCGAGGCCCCCCUCGGCACGGAUGCUCUAGCGCACAGCUGGCCGUGGGACAAGCGGAAGUACGCCUUCCCCCCAGUGAGCCUCAUUGCACAGACCCUGUGCAAGGUCAGGGAAGAGGAGCAUCAAGCGUACUAGUUGCGCCAUACUGGCCCAACCAGACUUGGUUCUCGGAGCUAAUGCUCUUGACGACAGCUCCCCCCUGGCCGAUUCCCCUGACGAAGGACCUGCUUUCCCAGGGGAAGGGCACGUUAUGGCAUCCCAGGCCAGACCUCUGGAACCUCCAUGUCUGGCCCCUGGACGGGACGAGGAGAUCCUGAGUGGCCUACCCCCUGCGGCGGUUAAGACCAUCACUCAGGCUAGGGCCCUGGCCACUAGGCGACUAUACGCCUAUAAGUAGUGCCUCUUC
Triplophysa rosa is the source of this 6513-nucleotide messenger RNA. It is a transcript of the gene galnt17, whose product is annotated as polypeptide N-acetylgalactosaminyltransferase 17. Lineage: Eukaryota; Metazoa; Chordata; Actinopteri; Cypriniformes; Nemacheilidae. The coding region runs from base 157 to 2079 and encodes 640 amino acids. The record is from RefSeq and is a predicted model, not a curated record. Gene Ontology annotation, cellular component: Golgi apparatus. The transcript is spliced from 12 exons.